Ooceraea biroi (clonal raider ant) is the source of this 8192-nucleotide messenger RNA. RefSeq names its product ras-related protein Rab-37. NCBI's taxonomy places the organism in Eukaryota, Metazoa, Arthropoda, Insecta, Hymenoptera, Formicidae. The record is from RefSeq and is a predicted model, not a curated record. Gene Ontology annotation, molecular function: GTP binding; GTPase activity.
CGGGACACCCUGUAUAUAUUUAUUGGAAGACGAGUGGCUGUCUGUCUGUACAAAACGUAGUAGGAAAAGGUAAAUAUAUAAAAGGUAUACUAAAAGAUAUAAAAUUGAAACAACGAAACAAAUAUUUUGUUGGCGGAAUUAAAUUUGGAAAUAGACUUAUUGUUAGAUGUAUGAAAAAGGUAUCCGUUAUCAAUUAUAAAUAUAAAUAUAAAUAUUUUUCCACGACAAAUAUAUCUGAAAAUUUUUUGACGUAUAUGUUACUAUUAUAUCAUCGGUCGAGAUAUAUUGAGAACGCGAUGCGAUACAUCGUUACUAAAAUAUGAAGCUAUUCUAACAAAUCUGGUACACAUAAAUGUAAUUCAUCUUUCUCCUGAUUUUUUCGUGAAAUUAUAACUAUAACAGCAAGACUAAGAUUGCGCAGAAAGAAUCAUCAGAGUAAUUUCCACGUAUUUCUUUUCCUUGUUUAAUUAAUGAAAUUUCUGAUAAUGGAAUUACAUCACGUGGCAAAAGAAUUUUUAACAAAAGUAAUUAAUUUAAGGAUUGAUCACCAGUUUGAUGAAAUAAUUUCGAGAUACUUGUGGGAUCUGCAAAUUGGUAUUACAUGAUCUAUUGCUUCAGGCAUUAUAGAUCAUCUAGGAUACUAAUCCGUCUAUACCAGCGGCCAGUGGUAAUAACUAGAGCCAUAUAUAUGCCCAACGAAAUUCAAUAGCUCUUAGCAAGCGUGACGCCGAUUAAAGAAUGGGAGGUGCUUCAUCGUGGGCCCUGUUAGUUGAAAUUAACCUUACAAGUGUGGGAGAGCGUGUCUCAAAGCGACCGAGCUUCGCAUUUCAACAUAUUACGCGGCAGGACGAUUUUACAAAAGCGAAAUCCGAGGCACGACCUGAAUUCUCCGGCGAAUAGCAUUGAACGUCUCUACAGAGUCCUCGCGAUAUAGCAAGCCCGAGGAAACCGUACAUCGCCAGUUAUCUGUUCUCCUAAUUUUGAUCCUCGUAUUUUUCCCAUAUUGCCACACGCACACAUGCAACAUAUCGUCGAGUAUAGCGAACAUAUUCUUUCAUUUUACAAGACGUCAAGGAAAAUUGAAAAUCUCCCGAGUGACUACUGCCCGAGCGGAUAUCGUUCCAAGGAUAAACGCGCGGCUCGUACGUUCUUCCCUCGCUAAUUAUUGCAUUAAUCAUCCGCCGCCGGGGAACGGCGACACGUACGUACUCACCUAAUUGUCGGCACGCUUGUCAAACGCGCGCCGCCCAUUAAGUCGCGGCGAUCACCCGGUACGUGGCGAAACGCCGCGGCACUUACGCUUACGAGCGCAGCACGCCGCGUCUCAUCCAUCAUGCAACAAUGGGGCUCAGCUCUCGAGUUUCGCGCGAAUUACGAGCGCAACUGCGCGGCGGGAGGAUAUCCUCGGACGCGUGUCUCGGCGGCCAAGUCGUUCCGACUUGCAGGAGAGGCCGAUCGGUUCCUCUCACCGUGAUUCCUUUCACGGGAUCUCUCUCCGGCGGUUGAACGCCUCGAUCCGAGGUAUCGUAUCGAGUCCUUCGAUUUUACGAUGCACACCGCGUCGUUUGAUGCGUCACGCGCGCGCAUACUGAUAGUAUCUUGAUAAGGAAAGAGUUGCUCGUCUCUUGCUCAGUACGCUCGCCGAGUUCCGUUCCUUCUGCCAUCGAUCUUCUGAUAUCGCGCGCGGAACGGCGAAGCAAUCGUGAGCAGAUAAACGAUAAGCAGAGGAAAUGAUUGGAGAAUUUAUUGAAAUUUUUAUAUACUUAAUGUCUAGUAUUUUUGCUAUUUUUUUCUUGUUCGUUUUAGCGAAGCAUUCGGCAUGAAAACAUUGCGGCAAACGUCAAUAUUCCAUGGAACUUUUAUUAAUGAAUAGUUUGUUACGUGAUCAGGCAAGAAGCUUUGAUGUUAUUUCAGAAAAACGGUUGACGUGAACUUCCGUAUUGACGUCGAGCACGCGUCAUCGAUUUGCCGUGAAAUUACAUCGCGAAUUGAUCAUAUAGAUUGCAAGAGAUCUCCGUCAUCUUUAUACGUCAAGUACAAGCGAGGUUUCACUUCGCAGUAACCUAUUUUCACAAGGAGAUAAACCGGUGCUUCGCUAAAAUCCGCAGAGCCUCGCAAAUUCGUUCCCUUGCCAUUCCGGAAAUAAUAUUGUUCCAGCUUUUUUCUUUUCUUAUUAUCUCUCUCUUUUUCUCUUUCUUUACGUUUGUCGCGACAUUCACGCUCAACCUGCUUCCCAAAGAUAAUUUUUUCGUUUCAACGCGAAAACUUCGCGGCGCAAUAGUUCAUCAGUCAUGUUAACUACGCCUUUGAGGAUCAUUUUUACAAUCGUUAUCGUAACGAACGGAUGAAUAAUACAUCAGAAUUGACAGAAGCGCUGAGGAUUAAUUGAACCACUAUUGCGCAACGUGUUUAAACUCAUGAAUAAAGAUUACGAGAAAGACGUUUCGUUUCGUCGCGAGACCAAUCGUCGCAGACUACAAUUUCUACACAAGUGAAUAAUUGAUUGAAAAAAAUGAAAAAGGAAAUGCAACUUGAUUUUUCGAGAAGACCGAGUGACACGUCGACACCGCUAAUAAAUUGCGCGAGUUGUCAGGGACGACCGUUGGACCGGCGACGGGCAUUGUGAGCGGGCGACCGUGGGUGCUUCAACGUCCGUAGGAAAUCGGCCUCUGCUUGCCGUACAGCACGAACAAUGGGCAAUAAAGGCGAUAAGAGUUAAUUUCAUCGACUGGCGUGCGCUCUCACACGAGAGCGGCCACUUGGGCCGCGUGUGCAGUCAGUUACGCGCGCGAGGCCAUCCGGAGGGAAGAAAAAGCGCGCGAUGCACGCUUGCGGCAUGCGCCACUACUCGCUUUUGCAUUAGUCGCGCGUACAAUCGCGCGGAAACGCGUUCUGCCACCUUCCGAUCGCGGCUCUGCUCGGCGAUCACGCGUGUGCAUGCGGAACGAGAACCGAUUCGCGAGACGAACGGCGUGAACCGCGAUCGUGGCGCGUUCAAAAUCGCCGAGGCCUCCGUCAUGAUUCUCGUGUAAUUAAUAUGAUCAUUUUUAUUGAUACGAUAUCGAUGCAUUAAGGCGAAGGUUGUCUUCUGUCGCGAAUGACACGUAACAGUGCGUCGAAUGAAUAUCGUGUACAACAGCAACGACGCGCUUAUCCGAUUUUAGUUGCUAUUAAAAUGUCGUUCUUACGGAUUCGUGCGCUAUAAACCGAAAUAAGGCUAAUCUUUGUUUGAUAGUUUCAACGCUGUGGCCUCAUUGAUAAAGUGUUAGCUCGUUCUCGCUGCGAGCAUACGUAUCGCAGACUAUACGUUCGUUUUCUCGUGGUAUCUAGCUUGAUGAAAUAAGCCGCUCCAGGCUCGGAUUCCGCGUCCAUAUGGUUUGUAAUGAAUUUAUGAGAAAUCGUUUAUUGGAUGAUCGACAUGGAGCAAUGUAGUUAGUCUGCUGAUGUGAAAGCCGGCUUAGCCUUGCCAGCUGUGAGGUGUUAAUGUGACGAAAUCAAUAUGGUGUUCAUCCGCCCUAUUUCUUCAGGGCAAUCCCUUAUAACCGUGGCGUUUGUUUACGAGUUUUCUUUCUACGCGUAACGUGAUUCUAGGUAACUCUAUGUAUUCUGAGUAAAAAGAGGUAUAAUGUAAUCACUAUAAUGUAUAAUUGCCAAUAUACGUGGAUAUAAAUAAGGUGCAGUCACAAUUCGUAUAUUUAAUCUCAUGCAAAGUGAGGGAGAAUAUCAUAAAUAUAAUAUUAUAAUUAAUCGACUGUCAUUAAUAUUUAUGAAUCGUUUCGCGGUCAUGUUCGGCCGAUACCUGAAUAAAUAAAAGGGGCUUUAUCACAUUCGCGAGUAUACUUUUGACUAUAUUCACUCAAAUGAGCGAAAAUAUAUUCAUUAUGACAUAACCGUAGAUUCACGCGAUGUAUUUCGUAAUUCACGUGAUGCGCUCAUUACGUCGAAUAAUGGAUGGCCUUCACAUCUCGCGGAGUUACAUUUCAGAUUUAAAUUGUUGUCAACAAUGUUAUAUUACUUUCAUCUGUCUUUCCAGUUAUCGCGUACGAUUCGAGCAGGAUCGCUAUAAAAUUUAUAAAACGUCAAGGCGUUAACUUGUCUCUGUCUCCGACUUGUUUGUGACCCGAAAAGUAUUAAAAAUAAUGCACUCAAAUGCCUUGACACGUACUUUAGAAGGAUUUGAUGUAUUUAUCAUUUAGGAUGGCACGUGACAUUUAUAAUUCAAAAUUUGCGCAAUAUUCCUUGUUUAUGGAAUUUAUUAAAUUAUCCACCUUGUUCUUGAUGACGUUCUUCAACCAAUUUGGAUCUUCUAUAAUUCUGCAGAAUCAACAUAUAUAGCGUCUAUCAGCGCUUAUUUAACAACUUGUACUGAUAAUUACUCACACGCGGAUUCACUACUCAGUUAUCGAGUUACCAAUCUCAUUAAUUUUCCCCUCGUCUCUCUGUUCUUCAUUUGCGGCGCGAUUCGAACAUUAACCAAGCUCGCGAGGAAUCUCUGCGGUCACCAAACUGGCGAUUCAUUCGCUCGCAGCGACGUGGUAAAAAAAAACAUGAGAAGAAAAAGAGAGAAAGGAAAAAGAGCGUGCAGAAGGUAGGGAGAGAAGGGUAGCAUACUUCAGCAACGCGUUGCGGCGACCGACACAUUUUCCAUGCCGAUGCACUUACCCCGCACCCUCUCCGCUCGCGCACGCUGCACCCUACAACGCAACGCAACACAACAACCGACGACGAGCUACCCUUCCGUGCGCUCCUCCCACCCCGCAUCCUGCCACACAUCAUCUACCUUCCUUUCGUCCGUUACCCCACCUGUCUACCCUUCGCUCAUCUACGAGUGACGACGCCUGCCUCUGGAAAUAGUCGCUACGAAGCGAUUCGCCGUGCAUCUCGUGUCGACGCGAUCGUUAAGCCGCUCUCUUCUCUCGUCCGCCGUCGUUCGGCCGCGUCGCGCAGGAUACAAGGACGGCGAGGGGGUGAAUUUCGUGGGACCCGACAAUGAUUUUCCGCGAGAGCGGUGCGCGCGAGCGGCCGGGAAUUUUUUGAGGAAUUUUCGCGGCGGCGAUGAAACUCGACGCAGCGAACUCGUUAAAGCGUGACCCUUUGAGACCGGCCUGAUGCUUUCGUUAUGAAAUUACGCGCGGUAUCGGGUUGUGCAGCGAUAAUGGGAGUGCUUACCGCCUCCGCGGCAAUCUCCGUACAAUCCGUCGUGCCUUGCAUACGCACCGCGAAACUCUACCUUCGCGGCUUCGGGUUUCCAUUCAUCCCGGCCGCCGUUAAUCGGCUUUCCGCGAGGAGGGUGCACUCGCGCAUCCGGCGGAGAAUCCGAUGCCUUGCGUAAAAUGGAAACUUCCGUGUUUCGUCGUGGACGCGGCACGACGCGGAUGUCAACGUGCCAACGGCGAGCGAAAAAAGCUGUGAAACUAUGCUCCCCGUUUUCUAUCCACUUAUUUUAUCGCGCUGCCGCUCUCGACGGUAUUACGAGCAAUAAUAAAGUCUAACAAAUAUUUUACGUCGCACCAUCGAAAAUAAUUAAUCGCGACGGUGACGGAGUGCGCGUGUGAAAAUUGCGUUUGAAAUUACGCAGUUUUAAUCACGACUCGUGUUUCGUCGCUCGCGCCAAUGCCACGAAUAUUCAUUCACCGACGUUGUGAAUAAACACGUUUGGUUCGGCGAGGAAAGGUAAUUGUCGCUUUCGUGAUUGUAUUCGUUCGUCAAAGACAGAGCAAGGGGCACUUUGCGUGAGUAUCCGCCGAAUAUCGAAUGACGGGCGAAAAGUCGGUCGGUGCAUUCGUUACAGACUAAAUGACAGUCGUCACGAGAGUGAUCGCGGUUCAGUGCGGCCGGGAAGUGAAAAAUGACUCUCCGCAUACCUCACGUUAUAAACCGGCACAUACGUGGAUAAGCCAGUGAGCGAUGCGCGUUACGCGCCGGUGAUUGAAUUUCGUGGUACCGCACGAACUCGACAUGUAUUAUAUGACGGUCGAGUGGCACUUAUUCAUAUAUUAUUCGUGGCGAUAGGUAUCGAUACGCCAAUAAUCGGCUCGUACAUGAGCGCCCUCGCUCGACCGCUUUGGACGCGUGUAGAACAUGCGCUCGUUAGCCGCUGGAAUGGAUAAACGGAGGAAGGGAGACACGUCAAGAAGCUGAGUGCAUCCUGUAACUCGUCAUCUUGCGACGGAACUCCGCGGGGUUUUCGCGUGCCACCCUCGCAUCAAUUCGACGCUUCGUCCUCGCUGAAGAAGAGACCUCUCGAAAAAGCCGGAGCGCACGUUGCGUCGUGUCGAGCGGCGGACCAAACUUUCACCCGGUCGCUUGUCCCGGUACCACGGGUGUACCGGCGGGCCCUCACCGCGACGCGAAUAGCGGACACCGGAGACGCGGCGAGAAGGGAGAGGAGAUUCGAGGCAGGAGAGAAACGCGAGAAAAGGAAGCACGCACGUACGCGCGCACGUACGAACGAAACGAAACGAAACGUGAGCACUCUCGAGUUCGGGGAGAGAGGUUUAGUGACCUCGGACGCGUCGUCAUCGUCGUCCUAAAGAGAGGCAGAAGGAAUAGGACGACGGGCACGACGAGGACGACGACGAGCACCAGCGCGAGCGCGACGACGCCGAGCGCGACGAGACGACGAGGAGUGGCCGAGAAGAAGAAGAGCAAAUUGGUGCUCCCGGUAGCAGGGGCCCAUGAGCAUCGUGGAGGAAACGUUCCGCGGCGUGUCGCGACGCAGCCGAGACGGAUCACGUGGCACCGCGAGCGCAGGCGAUUGGUCCGCGGCGGGUACGCGGGGCCCGGCCCAGCCGGCCCCCACGGCCGCGUCGGCCACCUCGUCCGCCGCCUUCUCCAGGCCCCGGGACACCGUGGGCCCGACCAGGCGCCAGUCUUCACGCGACAGCGUCGACUCCGCCGGCCAGCUCACCCCACCCGACCACGCUGACCUCCUCUUCAAGGUGAUGCUACUUGGAGAUAGCGGCGUUGGGAAAACCUGUCUUCUGACGCGUUUCCGCGAUGGUCGCUUCCUGUCGGGAAACUACAUAACGACCGUUGGCAUUGACUUUAGGAACAAGGUUGUCACCGUCGACGAAACGCCGAUCAAGCUGCAGAUAUGGGACACAGCUGGCCAGGAGAGAUUUCGAAGCGUGACGCACGCUUAUUACAGAGACGCUCACGCGCUUUUGCUGCUAUACGACGUGACAAAUAAGGCGAGUUACGAUAACAUCAGGGCUUGGCUGAGCGAAAUCCGGGAACACGCGAACGAGGAUGUCGUCAUCAUGUUGCUGGGUAACAAGUGCGACUGUGGGACGGAGCGUAUCGUUAAGCGGGAAGACGGCGAACGAUUAGCGCGGGAGUACAAAGUGCCGUUCAUGGAAACGUCUGCCAAGACUGGCCUCAAUGUCGAACUGGCAUUUCUCGCCGUUGCUCGGGAGCUGAAGGCCAGAAAAAGCGACGACCCUGACGAGACGAAAUUCAAUGUUCAGGACUACGUGCGCCAGCAGUCCCAGCGCAACUCUUGCUUCAACUCCAGCUGUCUAACAACUUGAACUGCUUCUGUUUUUACGUUGAACAUAUACGCGAAUUCGAAGUGCGCUGCCGCGUGAGAUACAGCGCGAAAUUUCCAUUUCGCGAGCCAAGGGAGGUUCAAUUUGAUUUUGCAAGAAUGUCGGCACGACACUCAUGUGAGACGCAUAAAUUUUAUACUCCAUUCGUAGUAAUCACUUAAACUAUCAAAGCAAAGAUAGCAACUUUAAGCAGAUCGUUCGAAGCCCGACAAAUCGCUCGGGGCAGAUAGCGUUAACACUUUCGAAAAGCACGAUGCAUCAUCUUCAACGAAAACGAGCAUUAGGGCGGCACAUAGUGUGUUUCAAAGAUCGAUAUAGGAAACCGAUCGUCAUCUUAGAAGAUCAGAGAAGAUCUGAAUUUUUACGUAGCAUCACGGAGCACGGACUUCUCAUAGAACGUGUGUCAACAAUCACUCGCGCACAUUGUACAUUAAUGCGCGCGCGUGUAUGUGUGUGUUGUGUAUGUGUGCGUGAAUAGUUUCAAGGGGAUAGCGAUUCUUUCAGGAUACCUUCAACAGGUACGCCUUUAGCUUGAUGGUUCUAAUAUCGCGUAUACGCGCACAUCAUUAAGGGGGGAGCCUGCUUUAGAACGCUGAAAAUAAGGUAUAUUUUACGAAUUGUUUUUGGAGAAACUAUACAGCG